AUGAGCCUCGAUAUGUUCAAUGAAGAAAUGGAGAACAUGUUCUACCUCAACAAAAUCAAUAUGAGUCACGGAGCCACUCCACAACACCUCCUCAACGCAGCUGGUUUCACUGGUGGAUGGGAUCUGGAAAAACUCUUUGUUCAAAAGUCGAUGCGCGUUCGUCCUCUUUACUGUGAAGAAAACGGAGUGAUGAUGGAGAUUUGUGUGCCCUCGAUUAUGGAUCGUUUCUAUGGAGAUGUUGAACAGAUCAUUGACAUUGGAACGUUCAACAUUGAAAAUAAGAGCUUCUCUCAUAUGAACGCUCCAACGCAAGCAAUCAACACUCGAAAAGAUGGAAAAUUGAUCAGUUUCAAUGAUGAGACUUGCAUGAAUCCGUUCGAGCUCGGUUUUGUGUGUUCGGCCGAAGCAAUGAACUCGUGCAAUGUGGCGACUUUUGAGGAUUGUCCUCUUGUAAACGUGCAAAUCACCACGAAUUUUACCUACAUUCGUGAUUUCUCCACUUUCUAUUUGGUCGCCACUUUGGAAAAGGAAGGCCACUUGCUCAACUCGACCGGUGAUUCGAAACUUGUCACUUUGCCCGCAAACAUUUUCUUGGUGGCUGUCGGUGAUGGAGAAACAGUGGUGAUUGGAGAAGAAAAGAUGGAACCAAUCAAGGGCACAAAAUUCAGCAAAACUACUUUCAUCAACGUUAACGAAUUGGCUGAACCCAAGCAAAUGGAGACUCAGGCAAAGAAGAAUUUCAUCCAAAAAAUGUUCAGUUUCUUCGGGAAA
Mesorhabditis belari is the source of this 771-nucleotide messenger RNA. NCBI's taxonomy places the organism in Eukaryota, Metazoa, Nematoda, Chromadorea, Rhabditida, Rhabditidae. The record is from the annotation of a GenBank genome assembly.